ACCGGAGUAGAUACGAAUACGUGUGGCAGAUAAAUGCGAAACUAAUUUUAAACAGCCCACAAUCAAUGCUGCGCUCACCUGCUUAGUUAGUUCCGCUGAGACCAACGCAGCACCUCAAAACUCAUGUCUUAUGUCAAAACUGUACCAGCCCUUACUCGGGCAGGCGUGGAUAUAAACGUCAGAAGACUGAAUAAUCUUUCUAACCGAAGAGCACAGUCCACCGUCGCCUCAACUCAGGCAGACCAGGAUGUCACCAACAGAGAGUCCUACUCUUCAAGGAAAAGCAGAAAUGCUUCCUCCUCUCCAAAGAUCUCUAUUGACUUUGAGCUGACACAGGAAGCAUACAAGAGUAAAGACAAUUUAGAACUGCUCAGAAGUUUGGUGGUUUUCAAACUGUGCUCCUAUGACCUUUUGGUUGAUAAGAACAAGGAGCUGAUGGAUAUCAGUAAGUUCCUACUGGGGAAGAAGGCAUUUGAGCAGUUUAUGAAGAUGACAUUCUAUGGCCAGUUUGUGGCGGGAGAGGACCACAAGUCCAUCAAGUCUCUGAUUCAAAAGAACAGGGCCUUCGGAGUGGGCUCUGUCCUGGACUACAGUGUAGAGGAGGACCUCACACAAGAGGAUGCAGUGACUAAAGAGAUGGACUCAUGUGUGUCUGCUACAGAGAAAGAAGGCAUGAGCAUGGACCACAGAGAAAAGCACUAUAAGGCUCACCAACAGUUUGGGGACCGUCGAGGGGGAGUGACCGGCGCCAGGACAUACUUCUACUCUGAUGAGGCCAAGUGUGACCAACACAUGGAGACCUUCCUAAAGUGUAUCAAAGCAUCUGGUGGGAGCUCAGUGGAUGGCUUCUCUGCCAUCAAGAUGACUGCACUGGGACGACCUCAGUUCCUGCUCCAGUUCUCGGAGGUGCUGGUGAAAUGGAAGCGUUUCUUCAGCUUCCUGGCGGCACAGCAGGGGAGAGAUGGCAUGGAGGCUCUGGAGCAGAGGCUAGAGCUGCGGCCACUACAGGAGUUUAUGACCACGCUGGGGGCCACAGGUGACUUCCAUGGCUGGUUCACUGGAGAGAAACAAGGAUCAGGAACCAUUGACAGGCUGGACUGGAACAGCCUGAUCGACGACAGAAUAAAGAUAUCAGAUCUGCUGGUUGUCCCAAAUUUAGAGACUGGUCAGCUGGAGCCCCUGCUCAAUAAGUUCACAGAGGAGGAGGAGAAACAGAUGAAGAGGAUGCUCCAGAGGCUGGAUGUACUUGCCAAUCAUGCAGAGGAGCACAGUGUUCGUCUGAUGGUGGAUGCAGAGCAGACCUACUUCCAGCCCGCCAUCAGCACACUGACUGUGGAGAUGCAGAGGAUCUACAAUAGAGGGAAACCUGUCAUCUUCAACACCUACCAGUGCUACCUCAAGGAGGCCUAUGAUAUGGUGACCAUGGAUGUUGAGUUGUCGAGGCGUGAGGGAUGGUUUUUUGGGGCCAAGCUGGUGCGUGGGGCUUAUAUGUACCAGGAGAGGAGCAGAGCGGAGGAGAUCGGAUACGAGGACCCCAUCAACCCUGACUAUGAGACCACUAACAUGAUGUACCACAAGUGUCUAGACUACAUCCUCGAUGAGAUUGUACUGAACAGAAAUGCCAAUGUCAUGGUUGCUUCUCACAAUGAGGACACAGUGAAGCACACCCUCAGGAGGAUGAGUGAGUUGGGCCUGACUCCCAUGGAGAACAAGGUGUACUUUGGACAGCUGCUGGGCAUGUGCGACCAAAUCAGCUUCCCAUUGGGCCAGGCAGGUUUCCCGGUCUAUAAAUAUGUUCCAUACGGGCCGGUGAAUGAGGUGAUACCGUACUUAUCCCGUCGUGCCCAGGAGAACAGGGGCUUCAUGAAGGGUUCCCAGAGGGAGAGGGAGCUUCUGUGGAAGGAGCUAAAACGCAGGCUGGCCUCGGGACAGGUAUUCUACAGACCUCAGCCUGAACCGGGUCUAUGAAAUUACAGCUAGCUAGCUGUCUGUCUGUGCUGUGUCAUGACGUUGGCCUCUGAGUAUAGCAACCCCAUCCCCUCUCCCUGCCACCCCCCUUGCCUCCUUCAACAAGGCUGCUGUGGUCAGAGGUCGUAAAUUCCUGAGAAGACCUCAUGGACACACAGUUAUAGAGAGUAGUCUGUCAUGGAGACAAAGGAAAUCCUUCCACCUCACAGAACUUGAGGUACGAACAAAUUUCAUGCUCUGGAGAAAGUGUAAAAGAUUGGUGAAGAAUCCAGCUACGAACUGGUCCGUUUGUCACAACUUGGGAAGCUCAUGGGAGACUGUGUGGCCACAUUACCAUAACGUUGUUUAUAUAAUAGCCCCAGAUAAAGGGUUUACAUCUAAUUGUUGUAUAAGAUGAAUGAGUGAGUAUGAUACUGUUUACACAAUUUUACAAUGUGAUUUUAGACUGUUUGAUGAAGAAAAACUCAAAAAGGGAUUGAAUUUGAACUAAAUCAGAGGACCGCCCCUGAGCCCAGUUAGGGUCAGACAUCCUGGGACAGCCCUUUUCUGCCAUUCUGAAUAAAACCCAACUUUGAGAAAUUAUCACCAGACC
Messenger RNA from Oncorhynchus gorbuscha (pink salmon), 2560 nucleotides. RefSeq names its product proline dehydrogenase 1, mitochondrial-like. The transcript is spliced from 14 exons. Gene Ontology annotation, molecular function: proline dehydrogenase activity; FAD binding. NCBI's taxonomy places the organism in Eukaryota, Metazoa, Chordata, Actinopteri, Salmoniformes, Salmonidae. The record is from RefSeq and is a predicted model, not a curated record. The coding region runs from base 124 to 1968 and encodes 614 amino acids. Gene Ontology annotation, cellular component: mitochondrion.